GUCCUCUGUUAUACAGCAUCACGGUCACGUGACCUACGGCUCGUCUGGUCGUUCGAUUUUGGCGAUUUGUUCGCGUAUUUAUCACGAAAUUCGAGCCUUUUCUACCAAAUCAGGCGCAUAAUUCACAUAUUUUGUGGACAAGGCGACUAUAGAGAGGAGUACAAUGAAGUCAAAACUGCUUAUCAGCCUUUUAUUGGUGGCUUUUGUAGCAUCUUGCAGAGCCCAGAAUCAAGUUGAGUUCACCAUGGAGCCACAGGGUACCACUUCAUUUGAGGAUGGCAGUGUGCAGUUUUCCUGUGAGGCCCAGAAAACUGGUGGUGAUGACGACGUGGAGAUUGUGUGGGUGAGGUCAUCAGGCGGAUCUGUGGGGCCUAUAAAUGACGGGUCUGACAGCCGCUUCACUUUUGCAACUGUCACCACUACUGGGGCUGCAAAAAGUAAUUUCAGCAUUGAUGACUUGGUGGUUGGUGACACUGGCCAGUACAAGUGUUAUGCAUCAAAUGACCCCACCCGUGGCAGUAACCCAACGACAGAGCCUACAAAAUGGAUUUCAGCACAAGCAAAUCUCAAUAUCCUGGCAAAGGUCCUCAUCAACCAGACAGCUGAUACAAACCUGACAAAGAUAGGACCCCUGGAGCUGGGCUGUGAGGUCAGCAACCCCGGGAGCGACUUGACAGUGACCAGCGUUGCUUGGACAAGGAAUGGAGUUGCUGUGAAGGAUGAUGGCAGCACUGCACAGCCCAACUACUAUCUCAAGAUCAGGUUAGCGAGUGGGACCGAUGGUGGAGUGUACACCUGCACUGUGACCUUCACUGUGACCAGUACCGGAGCCACUGUCACCGACAGCAGAGACAUCACCGUGUAUGCGGCCCCAAGGAUCACCUCCCAUUUCAGGAAGUCCGUGAAGUACCAGGAAGGUGAAACAGUGACUCUGAAGUGCACUGCUGAAGGCUACCCCACUCCAACUGUCAAGUGGAUCAAGGAUGACGAAGAACUGGCCAACAUGAGCUCCAGAAUGAGCUAUUUCAUGGAUGAUGAUGGUGCAGCAAACCUUGUAAUCACCAACUUAGAGAUGGGGGACAGGGCAACCUACACUUGCAGUGCUGAAAACAGCAUUGGUGCUACUACCUUGGAUGUUCUGCUGAGGGUAAAAGACCGCCUGGCAGCUUUGUGGCCCUUCCUAGGCAUUCUGGCUGAGGUUGUCAUCCUGGUGGCCAUUAUCUUCUACUUCGAGAAAAGGAAGUCUGACUCAGAUGACACAGCUGACGAUGCUCCCCUGGGUGCCCCUGCGUCCCGCAGUAGUAGAGAUAGACCAGAAAAUAAGGAAAGCACUGGUCUCACAUCUCGUUUUCCUUGGUCAAGAUGAUGAUGAUGAUGCUCCUGUUAAGAAGAAGUCCAACAGUGCUACCAAUGAGAAGGGCGUGGAGAAGGAUGAGAGUGAUGUGCGACUACGUAACGUUAAUGCAUAGUGGGCUCUCUUUGCACUCCUUAGUAGUGGGUGGAAUAAGGUCCUCAACAAUGUUGCUAGAAUUAUGUGGCAGUCGAACAUUAAAGUUCCAAGCUGAUUUUUUUAGACUUUCUUUUUGCUAAAAUUGGUCUUCUUGAUGAGCAAUAAGACGCUUACAGGUCAAGUAAUGAAUUUUGAAGCGAUGAAAGUUUUUUUUUUGUAGAUUUUAGGCCACACAAAUCAAACAUUUUAGUGAUUUCCCCUCAUUCCAAAUUUUGGCUAGAGAGAAAUGUACACCUGGAUAUGCAUGGGAGUGGAUGAAAAGGGCAAUAGGGUCCUAGAAAUUUAACUGCAAAACAAGGCCAGUACUGUAAGUAACCUACAGAACAGUUUGACCACAGGGUACAGUCAUUUCCCCAAAAGAGGUGUUUUAAGAUAAGUUUUUAUGUUUUCACCCCAUUGCUAUAUAUUUUUGUGUUCGUGUAAAAUUCUGAGAAAUAAGGUACAUUUGCUGGUCCUUGCUUUUCAACAUGUGUAUUUUGAUGAAACAGAACCACAAUCUUCAAGUUGAAUGCAAAUAUACAUCUUGUGCCCUUCCUCUAGGAGGCACAGGAAUGUGAUGUUGUAAAAUGUUCCACAUAUUGGUGUGAAGGUUGAUUCAGCCAUUUGCAAGAGGUGGCUCUGCUGCAGAAAAUUUAAGUGGCACAUUCUUGCCUCCAGCAGACACGGAAGCUUUCAAUGGUGACAUGUAUGUCAAAGUGCAGGACUACACUGUAUUUUACUCCACAUGCUACUGAAAGAUGUUCAUAGGUUAAUGAGCAUACUGAGAAACAAAAUGUUUUAGGAUAUAGUGUUGUAUUCACUGGCUCAGACCGAAGCUUGUAGAAAAAUAUUCUCAUCGUAUUGUAUCUACCUGUUGUGUGAGAUGUGUUGUUUGCGUGUCUUUUGACAGUGAAAAUGUGACUGAACAAAUGUUUCUGUUGUAUGAUAGUUCUAUGGUGCCCUGGGACUUCAGAUGUGUAUAUAAUCUUUAUAUGUACAUGUGCUUACUAGAUGCAAUUUGUAAAGGCAAAUGUUUAACCAUGAUAUUUAACUGUAUGUUCUCAUUUACUUGCAAAAUUUGACAUCAGAUAUUUGUAUGCAGUUCCACUUACAACCAACACCAACAGGCAUGUAACAAUGUAUAGUAAAUAUACCCUUUGUCAAUGUAGUACGGCCAUGUUGAUUUGACUAUAUAGAUGACAUCCACGAACACAUCAAGUUUCGGCCAUUUCCAAAACGUUUUCAACCAUGCUCUAAAUCGGUAAAUCAUACAAAGCAGCUUCCAAAGAAGCAAAUAUAUGCCAUAUGAUGAAAAUGUCAAUUCCAAGUUCAAAUAAGAUGUAAAAAAACAAAAAUUACUCUUUUUGAUAUUCCAUAUUCUGUGUGUUUGGGCAUUUGUUCAACGGACAUGAAUACUUCAAUUUCAUAAUUUUUUGGGGCCGAACUUUUUUUUAAUUCACACACUUCAGUAUUGGGAUUCCCAGGGGAGUUAUCAUCCAUAUAAUCACAUCAAUGUGGCCUAAUCUAGUCUUGAUGAUUGGCUACAGAAAUGACAUAUUGUAAACUAGGGUUGUUUGUAUCAGUACAUGUGAUAAGAAAGUACGUAGCUUGUAGUUUUCAGUCAAUCAAUGUCACAUCGCUGUUUGCUGAUCCUGCAGUAGUUUACCUAGUGUGGGGGAUGUAUACUGUGUUGAACUGUUUCUUUAACAGAAGUACAUUUACAACUAACAGUGUGUUGUGACUGUGUAGGUCAUAUCAGGCCAAGAAUCUCUUCAAUAUAACUUGCAAUGUUGGUUCAGGUAGUGUCUUAUGUAGUACCUUUGAAACGUACUGUAGUAAGUAGUGAUUGUGCACCUCAUCCUGUACAUCCAGUAGAAAUGCUAGCUACAGUUCAAAAGCUGCUCCUUUUUGUCAUGGAAUUCUUUCAGUGGAAAGGAAGAAAGCUGUAAGGUGAUAGGAUGAUCACAUGACACAUUUGUGCAUGUGAGGUGGUGCUUCAGUUUAUACACACAUAUAAUUCAGAUGGGAUUAAAGUAUUCAGGUGGAUACUAGUCCAUGGU
Branchiostoma floridae (Florida lancelet) is the source of this 3549-nucleotide messenger RNA. Its product is annotated as neuroplastin-like. The record is from RefSeq and is a predicted model, not a curated record. Gene Ontology annotation, biological process: dendrite self-avoidance; axon guidance; homophilic cell-cell adhesion. Gene Ontology annotation, cellular component: plasma membrane; axon. The transcript has 11 exons. Gene Ontology annotation, molecular function: cell-cell adhesion mediator activity. Lineage: Eukaryota; Metazoa; Chordata; Leptocardii; Amphioxiformes; Branchiostomatidae. Bases 164 to 1366 code for a protein of 400 amino acids.